AUGUUUGAGCCUGAUGGGAAAAGAUUCCUUGUCAGCGGUCACCAUGUUAAGUACAUGAGUUGGACCUUCGACUUUCGAAUGGAUUCAGUUUCAGGCCCUCAACUCUACGACAUUCGAUUUAAAGACAAAAGAAUAAUCUACGAACUCAGCUUACAGGAGGCCAUUUCAUUUUACACUGGCUACUCCCCAUACUUCAGGGUCACCAAUUUUGUGUAUGGUGGAUGGACAAUGGGUAGGAGAUCUUUAGAACUAGUGGCCGGCGUCGACUGUCCAGAGACAUCCAAGUUUUUCGACACGCUGCAUUUCGUGGACAUCAAUGAACCGGAAGUAAUCAGGAAUGCGGUAUGCGUUUUUGAAAUGGACAGCGGUAUUCCACUGAGGCGCCACUUUGAAGCAAUUGGAAAAAGGUUCCGCUUUUUUGAAGGAAUGACCAGUCAUGUGUUAGUAAUUCGCACCAUUGCCACUUUGCGCGGUCAUGACAACGUCUUCGAUUUUAUGUUCUAUCAGAAUGGCGUUGUGGAGGUAAAAUCGACACCCACCGGCUACAUACAAACAGAGAACGGCCAAACAAGCCUCGAUGAUCCAUAUGGGCAAGAUAUUGAGAAUAAACUGCUAGGAAACCUACACGAUUACACAUUCCAUUACAAAAUAGAUCUUGAUGUCUAUGGUACCUCCAAUUAUUUUGAAAAAAUCUCAAUCAGUAAAGACGACGAACCAAAUAAAUGGCUUCCACCGCAAAGAGAAAAUGUAAUAGUAUUCCGCCGAGAACAGCUAAAACUGGAGCUUGAAGCAGCGAUUGAGAACAUCGACUUCGGAAAGCCAACUUUUUAUAAUGUGUACAGUAAUGAAAAAAACAAGUUUGGCGUAAGUAGAUGA
Molecule: messenger RNA, 876 nt
Organism: Pocillopora meandrina
Lineage: Eukaryota; Metazoa; Cnidaria; Anthozoa; Scleractinia; Pocilloporidae
Source: the annotation of a GenBank genome assembly